AUGUCUCUACAGGAAGAACGUGGCUCAAAUAUAGUUUCUGUUAACACUGCUGAUGACGAAGAAAAUGCCGGACCGAUCUCAAUUCAAAAGCUUGAAGGUUCCGGAAUUUCAGCGGCAGAUGUAAAGAAGUUGCAGGAGGCGGGUUUUUAUUCAGUCGAAAGCAUACAGUUUGUUCCCAAGAAAGCUCUUCUCAGUAUCAAAGGUAUCAGCGAAAUGAAGGCCGAUAAAAUUCUGGAAGCUGCGAAGAAGUUAGUUCCGUUUGGUUUCACAACUGCAACUGAAUUUCACCAGAAAAGAUCAGAAAUAAUCCAAUUGACCACAGGAUCGAAGGAAUUGGAUAAACUCCUUCAGGGUGGUAUUGAGACGGGUUCCAUAACGGAGCUAUUUGGAGAGUUUCGAACGGGAAAAACGCAAAUCUGCCACACGCUUGCCGUGACUUGUCAGCUUCCCGUCGAUAUGGGAGGUGGUGAGGGGAAAUGCCUCUAUAUCGAUACGGAGGGCACUUUCCGCCCAGAGCGUCUGCUUGCCGUUGCUGAGCGUUACGGACUUUCGGGCAGUGAUGUUCUGGACAAUGUUGCUUACGCACGCGCUUACAACACUGAUCAUCAACUGGAGCUUCUCAUUAACGCUGCUGCAAUGAUGAGCGAAUCGAGGUAUGCUUUGUUGAUUGUGGACAGUGCCACCGCUCUCUAUCGAACUGACUACUCAGGCCGUGGGGAGUUGUCCGCUCGCCAAAUGCAUUUGGCCCGUUUUCUCCGAACGCUUUUGCGUUUGGCAGACGAAUUUGGCGUUGCGGUGGUGAUCACGAAUCAGGUUGUUGCUCAGGUGGACGGUGCCGCGAUGUUUUCGGCUGAUCCAAAGAAGCCGAUCGGUGGCAAUAUCAUGGGCCACGCGUCUACCACAAGGCUGUAUCUGCGAAAGGGACGUGGUGAAACGCGGGUGUGCAAGAUUUACGACAGUCCUUGCCUGCCCGAGGCGGAAGCAAUGUACGCAAUCAUGCCAGAUGGAAUUGGUGACGCUAAGGAUUGA
Molecule: messenger RNA, 1029 nt
Organism: Mesocestoides corti
Lineage: Eukaryota; Metazoa; Platyhelminthes; Cestoda; Cyclophyllidea; Mesocestoididae
Source: the annotation of a GenBank genome assembly